AUGUCGGUACCCAAAGCGAGACUUCUGAAGUUAGCCGAACUGUCUGCUAAGAUAUUCGAUCAGAACUUCAACCCAACAUGUGCUAGAACUGGGUCCAAGAUCCUUUCACAAAGACUAAAGGGUCCUGCAAUUGCUAACUACUAUGGUAAUCCGGAUUUUAUUAAGUUCAAACAAUUGAAGAAACUCUACCCAGGCAUGAACUUCGUUGACGAAGAAGAACAAUACAGAUUAACCAUGCUUGAGCUAAGAAAGCGUAGAGGUAAGGGUGCUCCAACCAAGAAGAAGGAGGCAUCUGGUGAUGCCAAGAAGACAAAAAAGAGAAAGUAG
Messenger RNA from Kluyveromyces marxianus DMKU3-1042, 327 nucleotides. RefSeq names its product mitochondrial 37S ribosomal protein mS33 (gene RSM27). Gene Ontology annotation, cellular component: mitochondrion. The transcript has a single exon. The record is from RefSeq and is a predicted model, not a curated record. Bases 1 to 327 code for a protein of 108 amino acids. NCBI's taxonomy places the organism in Eukaryota, Fungi, Ascomycota, Saccharomycetes, Saccharomycetales, Saccharomycetaceae.